AUCGCUCGUUCCGUUCACAAACUUGAACAUUUUAAUUCAGUGUGAGUCUGUCGCGCGAGCAAUGCGCCGCUUCCCGCGCAAACGAUUUUAAAAAUCGAACUCGAUUCCGAUCCAAAAUCAAAAGUUGCCGCGUUUUAUUCUGUGUCUUAUUUUUCUUUUUUUUCGAUAUUUCUUCGUUGACUAUAAAAAUGGCGCGUGUUUUACUAUUUGCCGUAGUGUUGUUGUCAGUGCAUCAAGUUUUCGGCAGGGAUUGUAGUAAUGUGAAUAGUAUUGUGAAUUGCAACGAGUGCAUCCGAUGUGGUGGAUAUUGGUGUAACAAACCGGAGCCGGGCACCCCUCACUGCUCCCUGCAAGCCGACAGCUGGUGCCCACGUGACCUGGAGACCCUCGACUCUGUCCCGGAUCUGACAGUCCCAGGAACAAUCCUGAGUGCUGUGAGCUUCGAGACCAACGCACGUGUCGGAGCCACCAACAGGAAACUCGUCCAUUACUCAUCUUCCUUGGAGCAAAAGGCUAAUAUAGUAAUCAAGAAUACCACUCAAAACCAAGACAUAACGUUGCAAACGUCGACACAAUGCGAUGAGAAUAAUUGCACGGUGUCCAUUGACGUAAGACCUGGGAAGGACUUCUGUACAUCUAAUGCUGGCUCGUCAGAGUACAUCAAUGCGCGCAUAACUUUCGAGAGCAUAGAGGAAGCUGUUGAGCUGAAGUACCACGUGCCUUGUGCCUGUGAGUGCAGUAAGAAGCUGCCUGAGCUCAGCGCCACAAUCUGCAACUCGCACGGGGACUACAGCUGCGGCGCUUGCUCGUGUUAUAAGGACUGGAAGGGUGAAUUCUGUGAGGAGUCUGACUGCGGCCACGACCGCGGAGACGUGUCCUGCAUGAGCCCCAUCAACAAUCUGGACUGUUCAGGCAACGGCUACUGCGGCGGUCCGUGCCAGACCUGCCAGUGCUACACGGACCGGCCCGGCUCGCAGUACUUCGAGCGAGAGAACAACUGCGUGGACCUCUGCCAGCACAUCAACUCGUACUGCGACUCCUGUCUUCAGUUCCCUUCUGAAGAACGCUGCCAGGACUGCCAAGAUUUGCUCUUCACGCCGUUUAAUGCCACAGCACUGAAGAGCAAAGACUCUCAGUUCAGAGACGUGUGGGUGCGCUGCAAUGAGACAGUGGGGGGAUGCUACAAGGAGUACUCGGCGAUGAGGGACGCCAGCGGGGACAUCGUGGUGAUGAUCACGGCCAGCUGUGAUGGAAUUGUCGCGGGGGCUAUAGUCGGGACCUUUAGAAUAACAAUACCCGUGAUCCUGGGCAUCAUCGGUUUCGUGGCGGCGACGGCGGCAGCGGCGGGGUACCUGGCGUACCGCGCGCGCGCCCCGCCGCUGCCCCUCAUGGACCCGCAAUACACCAACAUAGGGGCUGAGGACUGCACCGGAGUCAACCCGCUUUACAAGCCGCCUACUAGCUCGUUUAUUAACCCGACCUAUAGGAAAUAGGUGAGGUGUUACCUGUUGCUGAUUCACCGUCAGCGGGCUGGAUGCUGGCCUCCGAACAUCGACAUUUCUGGUUUUCCGGCUCGACGUUUGAUCUCAAUGAACUAAUGACCACAACAGAUUUGGUUUACAAAUCGGCUUUGUGAUCUCGAAGCAGAUCAAGCUCCGGACGCCAGCGGAACUCUGAGUGCAGUGUCGCAAAACGUGAUGAUAAUCGUGUUGCCUUAUCGUAUAAAUGCUGUAUAUAAAUAAUUCUGUGAUAAUUAAGAUUACCUGUUAAGUAAAAGAGAUGUAUGAAUGGUGUAAUGUGUGUGUGAGUCACAUAGUAGAGAUUUCCUUGUAAAUAAUGUCUACAAGUAGAUAGAUUUAUUUAUGCACAUUUGCAAACGACCACAUACAGAAUGACAAUGUGAUUGUCUUGGCUAGAAGAUGCGUAGCUAAUGUACUUAGGUAUUGUAACAUAUGAGACCUAAGUUACUACCAACAUAAAACUCUCAAACAAAGGCGGAAGAUGUUAAGACGCGGCUGCCGCGUACAUAAAGUUGCAGACAGAUUUUAUGGCACAUUCAAGAUAUGAGGGUAGAUGUUAACGAUAUGGGCUGGCGAUGAGAUCGCUGCACGUUUCAAGGAAUAUAUGCAAUAUAAGAGAAAGGUAGGUGAAAGUGGGAUGUAGGCAGGCGCGGAUGAGUGGGUGGCACUUUGUAGUGGGACGUCACUUUGCGGUCACGGCGGCGGCGGUGGCUCACUAUAUUAUAACGGGAACUCUGUGGCCUGUGGCUGGAGGUCACUCUAGCUAACGAAAAACUAUAUUACGGAAUUCUGCUGCUCUAUUAAACACCGAUUGCAAGACGGCUUUCGAUAAUUUUUUGUGAAGCUAAAGUAACCUGUGGCUGCUUCUUCGACACUGGGCUAGUACCUACUAUCGUGUGGUGUACGGAUGACUGGUCAUAUUUUGGUGGUUGCCACGCGCAGGUCGCUACGCCUCCUUAAUUUUUUAUAAUGUUAAUAAGAUCGAUUAUUAUAAUUAAGGUUGAAAUGUCUAUAUUAACAAAAUAUUUAAUUUUAAUAAGUAGGUAAAAUAAGUAAUUAUCGUAACAAGUGGCGAAUAUUUCUUUUAGAGUUCCUAAUCGUAAGGAUGAACUAGUUAUUUCCAAUAAUAAUGAAGGUAGUUCUUACCUACAUGAAUCUCAAAAUCGAGAUUGUAAAUUAAUUAUAGGCCCUUGUCGAGGCUACAAAUCAUCAGUUUAAUUAUGUCCAUAAACCUUAACUUGUUUUGUAAUCUCAGCCUUAUGUCGUAAGUGGUAACAUUCCAAUGCGGAUAUUAUUUUCAAAAAUGUUUCUUUGUUAGUUUAUUAAUAAAAUAAUAAUGUUUUAAUGAGUACGAUCUGAACCUUAUCACGAAGUAAACAUGACUGUGUAAUGUUUAGCUAAGUAUUAUACAUCUACCUAUAAACACAUUUGUUGAAAUUUUACAAUGAUCCUUUUGAUCGAUGAAUACGAGCUAUUAUUCAAUAUAUCAGACUGCCAGCAAAUAGUUAUAGUUAUAUUGAGCAUUGUAAGUAUAUUGAUUAGGUAUUCAUGUAAAUAUGCACUGACCGUAUUAGUAAUUUAUCCUUAUUUGGACCACAACAAACUCUUGUUUGAGUUAGAACAUGACUGUACAUAGAAUAAUAAGUAAUUGUAAAUCAAACGAAGUAGAAGACAUCACAGUGGAGUAUUAAUCUAAGGAGACUUUUGUAUAUCUUUGUAGCAUUUUUAUACGUUAAGCUAGUCAAUAAAUAUGUGUAAAAAUCA
Molecule: messenger RNA, 3284 nt
Organism: Plutella xylostella (diamondback moth)
Lineage: Eukaryota; Metazoa; Arthropoda; Insecta; Lepidoptera; Plutellidae
Source: RefSeq, a predicted model, not a curated record